GCCCGUUCGCCUUACGUCGUCGACGUCGUCCCCGACGACGUUCUACCACCACAUUCAGUCGAUACCGGCCGACGGCGGUUACGUAACCGACGACCGUAUCACGGUGCCCACCACCAACCGGAACAUGCGUCCAUUCGAUCGUCGGUAGCGCGAGGAGCAGUCGAGGCGGCGGCCGCGUUAUGUGACACACACUCACCCACACACACACGCCGAGACCGCAUACCGAGUAAAUUGAUAUCCAGGUCCGUUUGACGUUUCCGGGUGGCGGUCGAGUUGGUACCGGAUCGGGCCGUAGGAGGAGGCUGUAACGAGGUGCACAAUCGGGGCACGACGAGGAUGGUGUGGUGAGAUUUGGUGGAGAGGAGACGUGCGGAGUUGACUGGCAGGAGAAUUGAGAGUUGUUGAUUGGCGUUUGGACGAUGGGCAGGAGAGCGAGGAAGACGAGGUGGCGCACACUAUCCAUCGCUGACGAGCAAAGCGACAGCGAGGAAUCGAACGUGGCCCCGGGCCAAAGGCUGUCCAAGUACCACCAGACGAAGACUUCGUACCUGCUUACCAGGUCUUCGUAUUCCGACAGGUCGUCGCCGCGCAGACGGUACCAGUACGACAGCACCAGGUCGUCGAGCACCACCAGCGAAACAAAGAUCACCUUCAACGAAGAUGAGUACACGAAAAUCACGACGCCCAGACAGGACGUGCUGUUCAAGAAGGGCUACCUCAACAAGCCGAAGACUUAUCAGAGUCAGACGUCGACCGGCAAUUCGACCACAUCUACCGGCAACUCCACCGGUAACGGCACGCCCGACUACCAACUUACAGAUAUAGAGUACGAGUCCCAGUUUGUCUUCCCCAACGGUUUCGUCGACCAAAAUGGAAUUUACUACGUUAACAGUUACGAACCGUACCCGUUAAUGGUGUACAAUCCCCCGCAAUACUACCCAGACUAUUCCAGGACGAAAAGACUCAGCACCGGAUCGUUGACGGAAUCGAUGAGCCCCAACACGGAGGAGGCGUCGUCCAGUCAAGAUUUGAACGAGGUGCCGGGCAACGUGUCCGAAUACCCCGUGUGCAACAUGGUCUAUCCCGAGUACUACGUCAAUCCGUCGUGUCCGACGCAGGACGCUCAGUCAGACACGCGCAGACUGAAGAAGCGCAGACGCAGAAGGUCGUCGAAGACGAUGGCCGGCCAGGCGGACAGCACGUCCGAGUACACCGACGACGAGGAGUCGACCGACCGCGACGCCAAGCCGCAACAAUCGUUGUCGAACACGUCGACGUGCACGUCACCCAACACGGACCCGACGCCCGACGAUUGUCCCAAAUACGAUCUGAAACCGGACGCCGAGGAGUUCGUGCCUCGCGCCUACCGGCCGCCCGAGUAUCCGGUCGCCCCGGGCUACGUGCGAGUCGUGCCCAUGCACCUGGUGCCGCCCAACGCAUUUAUACCGUUCGGCUAUCCGCCCAACGUGAUCGGCUACGUGCCCCAGUACGUGCCCAAGCAGCAGGGCGAGGAGGGCGUGGCGCCGUCGCAGGAGGUGCAGGCUGAGCCUGCGCCGCAACAGGCGGACGACGCGCAGCCGCAGGAGGUAAAAAUCGUACAGGCUAGGCAAAUUGAUCUCAACCAGAUUGUUUCCAAGCUGGAGGAGGUUAAGGAAAGGGAGGAGAGCAAGGAAACUGUGCAAAAACCCGAGCAGAGCCCAGCCAAACUGUCAACCAAGCCUGACUUCAGGAACAAUCGGCACAACAACAACAACAAGUUCAGGAACACGCCGGAAAGGAACAACCACAGAAGGAACUACGACAAGGAACGUCAGACGCCCGAGCGUUACUACAGCAACAACAACAACACAGCCAGAAAGCAAAACUAUUCAAGCCCUAAGCGCAUCACCAAAGACGACAAACUAAACUACUCGGAGAAAGUCAAAGAACCCGUCCCGCAAGCGGACGUGGUGCCCAAGAAACCCGAACCCAAGUCCCCUCAGAAAACUAGCCAAUGGAUAUCAGUCUCCAGCAAGAAAAAGCGUAAAAACAAGGUCGUGGAAGAGGCCGACGAUUUUUAUGACGAUGAGGUGGACGACUCCGGCCAGGAGUUCGAAAGCUACGACGUCACGCAGCUGGUGGACGUCGUGCCACCCUCCAAGGUCGAAGCGCAAACGAUCGAAAGUAUCCUCACCGACAUCAAAGUAAACGAAACUGCCAAUUUAGAAAACAAUUUAGUUUCAGACCGAAUUCCCGUUGUGGAGGAAAUUGAAAGACAAAUGGUCGCGGCCCAGGCCGAAGACGCUGCGGCCGACGACGUGGAUGAAACGAAAAAGACGAAGAAAAAGUCCAAGAAGGGCACGCAAAAACCGUUGACCAAGAGGGUCAUCAUCACCGACCUGUGCCGGCCCGAAUCUCCCGUUAAAGAGACAAAAGACGACAAAGACAAGGACAAGGAAGUUAAAGUUAAGGAGGCGGAGCCACCACAGGAGGUGGAGCCGUCGCAGGAAGUGGCCAAGGAGGAAGUAGCCAAGGAGGUAGUGAAGGAGGAGAAGGUGGAGGGCGAGAAGAAGCAAAAGAAAAAGAAGAAGAAGAGCCAGAAGGCGUCGACGAGUAGCGUGAGCAGCUCGACCACGACGCUGAACGCCACCGACGACACGUACGAUUUCCUUGAGGAGAACGACGCCAAAACGAACGUGGAAGUGUACCAGGAACUGGACAAGUUGAUACAGAAGGGCAUGUACAGCAGCCUGGAGACGAAGAUGCGCACGUUGAACAUUGAACGCAACGACGACUUCUUCGAGUCGGUGCUGAGCAAGAUCAGGAGCCCGGAGGCGGGCGAGCAGAAGCGCCUGGACUUCACGCGCAUAUUGCAGAGCACGAGGCGACUGUGCACGGAGCCGACGGCGCUGCAUCCGCUGCGACAGAUGGAUUUUUUCUAGAGAACCCGCGGGUGGAACGGCUCCUGCGCGUCCGCGACGACGACUGCCAAGACACCACUGAGACGUACCAUUACCCGAUCACCGAGGCGGUCAAGCAAUGGAUGAACGAGACCAGAGAACGGACGCCGGAGGUGGAGAUAUUGAAGAGCCCGACGGCGAUCCAAGAGGAAUUCGGUCCGGACGUGGAGGAGGUGGUGGUGUACGCGCGGGAGCCCAAUCAGGAGUACUGGGAGGAUGAGUUGUACAGUGCUCCGCGGGAUGAGACUGUUUGUUUGGGGUUGGACGAUGAUGAUGGGUUGCGGUGUUGUUCCAAAUGUGCGACCGAUGGCGAGAAUGAAGACGUGCCGCCGGUGUACGAGAGUAAAUACGGCAAGAACGAGGAUUAUCUUAAGCUUAAAGAAGAGGUCCGGAAGGCACAGCCGAAACCCAGACACGGGAACCUACCGUACAGGGCCGUCUGCUGCGAAAUCAUGUGAAUCCUUUUUGUUGAUUUGUACUUAAGCCACUGUUGCACUGUUAAAAAUUCUACCGUUGUAAUAUAUAUAUAAAUAUAUCUAUAAUAUAUCGUUA
Aethina tumida (small hive beetle) is the source of this 3491-nucleotide messenger RNA. RefSeq names its product neurofilament heavy polypeptide. The record is from RefSeq and is a predicted model, not a curated record. Bases 420 to 2921 code for a protein of 833 amino acids. The transcript is spliced from 8 exons. Lineage: Eukaryota; Metazoa; Arthropoda; Insecta; Coleoptera; Nitidulidae.